CUGGAUGACUGGUUAGCUUGGUCAGUCGCUGUUCUCGGCUUUCACCUUGCCGAUAUACCGAUACCGCAACCGAUCGCGAAUCCGUUGAGAGAACCUUUGACAGGAACUCCACCAGCUGUUUAGCGACAACCUUAGUUACCCCGGUGACGAGUUACCCUCUUAUUUCAUGGACCGAUCCUUGAAGGUUCGGUACCGAUCACGCACGAUGACGACCACUUGAACCCUCGCGAGUGAACCAGUGCCUGAUCCCAGGGUGGCGAGGAUAGAAAGUGUAACGACAAUAACAACGGAGUCAACAGCUGCAAUUUUGAACCAGAAUGGCCAAAAUUCAGCAACAGAAUGGUGUUGUGCCAGGAGGAGGAAAUGGUGGAGUCGGUGACUUUUCGGAUGAUGAAAGUACACCCUUAACACAAGAUUAUGCAGAAAGCCACCGAACAGUCGUUGAGACUAAAGCAUGGGAUGUCUUCAGAGAUCCACCUCCAAAAAUCGACUCGGGGUCGAUGGCAAAUCAAAGAUGUCUCGAAGUGACAGUUCAAAUUACAAAAGUUAUCGUCUAUUUACUAGUCUUCGUCAUAGUUCUUGGCAGUGGGGUCAUCGCCAAGGGAACCAUACUUUUCAUGACUUCACAGCUGAAAGCCGAUCGGGCUGUAGUCUAUUGCAAUAUAGAAUUAGGCCGGGGUGAGCAAUUUAUAGUAAAGUUACCAGAAGAGGAGAGGAUAGCAUGGAUUUGGUGCAUCAUCAUAGCCUUUGCUGUUCCCGAAGUUGGGACUUUUAUUCGUAGUAUUCGAAUGUGUAUAUUCAAAUCUUGGAAGAAACCUCUUUCUUCACACUUUUUGCUUGUUUUCUUGAUGGAGAGCUUCCACGUUAUUGGUUUAGCUUUCAUGUUCCUAGCAAUUCUUCCUGAAUUGGACGUAGUCAAAGGCGCGAUGCUUACAAAUUGUGUCUGUUUCAUUCCGGGACUGCUUGGUCUUCUCUCGAGAAACAAGAACAAAGACGAGUCGAGGAGAUGUGUUCUCGUCCUGGUGGACUUAGCAGCUUUAGUUGCUCAAGCAACUGGAUUUGUAGUAUGGCCUUUACUGGACAGCUUAAAUCCCUCUUUAUGGCUAAUUCCGCCAGCUUUAAUCAUGAUUUCGUGUGGGUGGUGGGAAAACUACGUCUCGAUACGAAGCCCCUUAGGCAUAGUAAGAACACUAGGAAGAGUAAAAAAGGAACUAAGAGUCACAAGAUACUUUACCUACCUCUUCAUCUCUAUUUGGAAAAUAAUCGCCUUCUUCAUCACUUCGAUUCUAAUUCUCCAAACAAAAGGCGAAAACGUCGGUCACCUUUUUUCAAUGAUGGGCGCUGCUUUUGGGAAACACAAAAUCAUCGUACAAGCUGUCAGGCAAACUGGAACUUCAACUUUAACCGAUUUGGCAGAAAUAGUUCUAAAUGGUGAAACUGUGGCAACAGAUUCCGAUUUCAAUACUCCAGUUUACGUACUCUUAUUGCAAAUUUUCGGGGCCUACUUCGCCUACGUAUUUGGAAAGUUCGCCUGCAAGAUCCUGAUUCAGGGUUUUAGCUAUGCUUUCCCAGUGAGCCUGACGAUUCCAGUUACCAUAUCGUUGCUCAUCGCUGCUUGUGGUAUUCGCAAUGGCGACCCUUGUUUCUUCCAUGGGACAAUACCUGAUUAUCUCUUUUACGUAUCGCCGCCUUUGUACUUCCUUAACGAUUUUAUUUCCAAACAAUACGCCUGGGUUUGGUUGCUCUGGCUGCUCUCCCAAACUUGGAUUACUCUUCAUAUUUGGACUCCAAAAUGCGAACGUUUGGCUGCAACAGAGAAACUUUUUGUGGUACCGAUGUACGAUUCUUUGCUGAUUGACCAGUCAAUGGGACUCAAUCGAAAGAGGGAUGAUCAACCGGAAGUCAAAGUCGAGGAUUUGGCUGAAAUCGAGAAGGAAAAAGGCGAUGGAGAUUACGAAACAAUCUACGAACAAACUGACGGAACAAAUACUCCUCCAUCGGCAGUUAAAAAUAGUGAUCACGUGACAAGGAUAUAUGCUUGUGCGACAAUGUGGCACGAGAAUAAAGAAGAGAUGAUAGAAUUUUUGAAGAGUAUCCUACGAUUAGAUGAAGAUCAAUGUGCGAGACGGGUAGCUCAAAAAUAUCUGAAAGUUGUCGAUCCUGAUUAUUAUGAAUUCGAAACUCAUAUAUUCUUCGAUGACGCUUUCGAGCUUUCUGACCACGACGAGAAUGAAUCUCAGGUUAACCGAUUCGUGAAAUUGAUGGUCGGAACUUUAGACGAGGCAGCUUCUGAUGUUCACCAAACUCGGAUGCAUGUGAGAGCACCAAAGAAAAUUCCAACUCCUUAUGGUGGAAGAUUAAUUUGGACUUUGCCGGGCAAAACGAAAAUGAUAGCCCAUUUAAAAGACAAGAGUAAAAUUCGUCACCGAAAACGUUGGAGUCAGGUGAUGUACAUGUACUAUCUACUUGGUCAUCGAUUAAUGGAAUUGCCAAUCAGCGUUGAUCGGAAAGAAGUUAUCGCAGAAAACACAUAUUUGCUAACUUUAGAUGGUGAUAUCGAUUUUCAACCUUCAGCUGUGAAAUUGUUAGUGGAUUUAAUGAAAAAGAAUAAGAACCUUGGAGCGGCUUGUGGGCGAAUUCAUCCCGUUGGUUCUGGUCCGAUGGUUUGGUACCAGAUGUUCGAAUACGCGAUUGGUCAUUGGCUUCAAAAGGCGACAGAACAUAUGAUUGGAUGCGUUCUUUGUAGUCCUGGAUGUUUUUCCCUCUUCAGAGGGAAGGCUUUGAUGGACGACAAUGUGAUGAAGAAAUAUACAACCAGAUCUGAUGAAGCUAGACAUUAUGUGCAAUACGAUCAGGGCGAAGAUAGAUGGCUUUGUACUUUACUGUUGCAAAGAGGCUAUCGAGUCGAGUAUUCAGCUGCAAGUGAUGCCUACACUCACGCCCCGGAAGGUUUUAACGAAUUUUAUAACCAACGUCGUCGUUGGGUGCCUUCGACUAUAGCCAAUAUUAUGGACUUGCUCAUGGAUGCGAAACGUACUAUCAAAAUAAAUGAUAACAUCUCUCUACCUUACAUUUCCUACCAGAUUCUUCUCAUGGGUGGUACUAUUCUUGGACCAGGAACCAUAUUCCUUAUGUUGGUGGGGGCUUUCGUCGCCGCUUUUAAGAUUGACAACUGGACCAGUUUCUACUACAAUAUCAUUCCAAUUCUUUUAUUCAUGAUUAUUUGUUUUACGUGUAAGGCUAAUGUUCAGCUGAUAUGUGCGCAAAUAUUAUCAACGGCUUACGCGAUGAUUAUGAUGGCCGUGAUAGUGGGAACGGCCCUCCAGCUUGGCGAGGACGGAAUGGGUUCUCCGUCCGCUAUUUUCUUGACAUCCCUCUCGACUUCGUUCUUCAUAGCAGCUUGUCUUCAUCCCCAGGAGUUUUGGUGCAUCGUUCCGGGUCUCAUUUACCUUCUCUCAAUUCCCUCUAUGUACCUUCUUUUGAUCCUUUACUCCAUAAUUAAUCUAAACGUGGUCUCCUGGGGUACUCGUGAAGUUCAAGUGAAGAAAACCAAGAAGGAACUUGAACAAGAAAAGAAGGAAGCUGAGGAAGCAAAGAAAAAAGCGAAGCAGAAAUCUUUGUUAGGCUUUUUGCAAAACGGAGCUGGGAAUAAUGAUGAUGAUGAAGGUUCGAUAGAAAUUUCUUUGGCAGGAUUAUUCAAGUGCAUGCUUUGCACCCACGGAAAACCUUCUUCGGAGAAACAACAGCUUGUGGCGAUCGCUGAAUCACUUGAGCAUUUAGGAAAACGACUUGACACUAUUGAAAAAGCUGUCGAUCCGCAUGCCCACAUAUCCGGAAGAAGACGAGCAUCUUCGGUAGGUUCACGAACAGCAGAUCACCUCGGUGCCAUUGGUGAAGACCCAGCAGAAGAUGAUGGUCGUGACAGUGAAACGGAAACUGUUGCUAGUCAAACUACCGAUGGAAAUCGUGAAGGAAACUUUCUGUCCAGGCCCUUUUGGCUUGAUGAUGAUGGACUCAAAAAUGGGGAAGUGGAUGUUCUUAACCUCCAGGAAGAACAUUUCUGGAAAGAUCUUUUAGAAAAGUAUCUUUACCCCAUCGACGAUGACAAGGCAGAGAAGGCUCGAAUCGCCAAAGACCUAAAGGACUUGCGGGACCAGAGCGUCUUUGCGUUCUUUAUGAUUAACGCCCUCUUCGUGCUGAUCGUAUUUCUUAUGCAAUUAAACAAAGACUUGUUGCACGUGAAAUGGCCCUUCGGUAUCAAGACCAACAUCACUUAUGAUGGGACUUCCCAAGAGAUUCACAUCACAAAGGAGUAUUUGCAGCUAGAACCGAUAGGACUCGUAUUCGUGUUUUUCUUUGCGCUGAUUUUGGUCAUCCAAUUCACUGCCAUGUUGUUCCAUCGAUUUGGAACACUGGCCCAUAUUUUGGCGAGCACGACUCUGAACCUCUAUUGUUGCAAGAAGCCCAAAGACCUUUCGGAAGAAGCUUUACUGUCAAAGCAUGCGGUGGAAAUUGUGAGAGAUUUGCAGAGAUUAGAUGGAAUGGAGGGAGAUUAUGAUGAAGGAAGUGGAAGUGGACCUGGAAGGCGAAAGACAAUUCGAAAUUUGGAAAAGAGUCGCAGAAAAACUCAGGCGAUAAACACUCUCGACGUUGCUUUCCGACAACGUUUCUUCAGCAUGGCAGAAGGCAAUGGUUUGCCACGAAAUAUGUCAACAAGACGUUCCACAAAAGCAUUUAAAGCAUUCGAGGGUCGUCGAAACAGCAUCAUCGCAAUGAGACGAAAAUCCCAAAUGCAAACUCUGGGUGCAAACAACAUUUAUGGGGCACCAGGAAAUGUCCUUGGAAUUCAAGGUCGUCCAACGAGAAGUAGUCAAAUAUCGGUCAAGGACGUCUUCGAAGGUCACAGUGGCCAUGUAAAUUCUGCAUAUGAAGCCGAAGAUAGUCCAGGAAACAGCCUCAGACUUCAGACCCUAGCUGGACCAAUUGUUUGGAGAGAACCUAACAACUUGUAAAAACCUAGAACCUAAAUUAGUAAGUCUUCCAAAGACUUUAUUAUCUUGACCAAAUUACCAAAUCAGAAUUCUGUAAGAAAAGAAAUGACGACUUUCUUCUUUUAAGUCCAGGUUUCUAAAAUAAUUUUUUCCUUUGGGAAGAUAAAGACCGAAUUUAUGAAACCACUUUUGAAUUAGAGACUGAAGUUCAAUGUAUAACGUUGCAUUUUUCACUGUCCUUUUCUUUUUUUUAAUCUUGCACUAGACUUACUCUUCACCUAUUUCUUUACUUAUUAGACAAUAAUCAAUUUACAGACUUUUAUAUAUGCUGAAAUACUCUCAUUGUUUAAACUUCCUAAAUCGAUUGACUGAUUCAAUUCAAACCUUCAAUUAAAAAAUAAUACUCAAUUCUUCUAUCUAAUUUUAAGAAACUGAGAUUCUUUCAAAAUACAAAAAGAUAAGUGUCGAAAUUUAGUCAAAUUAUUCGAUAUUUUCGAAUUAGUUUAAAUUAUUCUUGUUCCUUUUAGAUUCUUAGGAAUCUUCAUUGAUGGAUUUAUUUUAUAUGUAAGCUUCGAUACAUGAACAGAAGAUGUAUAUAAAAAUGCACGCAUUGUACAGAAUGUUAUAUGUGGUAAGAAAAUGUGCAUAAUGAGAAAGUAAAAUAUCCGUGUGAAACUGUAAACGUACAGGCGCGUCUCACGUCUACGCUUAUUCGUCACUUGCUGUUCUAUGUGAUACCACAAAUGUAUUUAAAUUAUGAUUGAUUUGUGCAUGGCUGUGUGAGAGUUUGUGCGUGCAUGAUUGAGUGUCAGGAGCACAAUAACGUAUGAAAAGAAAAACUAUGUAAAAAUAAUUGUAGAUAACUUUCAUUUUCAUUUAAUAAUAAUAAUAAUAAU
Molecule: messenger RNA, 5887 nt
Organism: Belonocnema kinseyi
Lineage: Eukaryota; Metazoa; Arthropoda; Insecta; Hymenoptera; Cynipidae
Gene: kkv
Product: chitin synthase chs-2
Exons: 20
Coding region: 318-5012 (1564 amino acids)
Cellular component (GO): cell periphery; cell septum
Molecular function (GO): chitin synthase activity
Source: RefSeq, a predicted model, not a curated record